CGAUAGUAGCCUUCCCCGUCCGCGAUCCCCAUUCAGUUGCCGGGUUUCGGUCUCUCUCUCUCGAGUCUUGACUGCAAUUACUCAACGGAGUUAGAGGUUGCCCAAGAUGAUUCAACUAAAGACGAUGCUCAACUGCAUCGACAACUCGGGUGCUGCCCUUGUGGAAUGCGCCAUGGUUGUCGGCCAGAAGAGGCAUGCUUCUAUUGGCGACCGCAUAGUAGUAGUAGUCCAAAAACAGCGCGGCGCCGACAGCGCCGGCAUGGCCGCCUCCUCCGCCGCCACCAAAGUCAAGCGCGGCGACAUCCGACACGCGGUCGUGGUGCGGACCAAGCAAAAAGUUUCGCGGCGCGACGGGUCCGUGGUCCGCUUCGACGACAACGCCUGCGUGCUGAUCAACAAGGCGGGGGACCCGAUCGGGUCGCGCAUCAACGGGGUUGUCGGGCAGGAGUUGAGGAAGAAGAAGUGGAGCAAGAUUUUGAGUAUGGCGCCUAUGCAGGCUUAGAUUCCCGGGCACAAUGGGCAUGGGGGUGGGGGUAGGAUGUACGAUGGGAUGAGCAAAAUAGAGAUAUACCCAUGAGCAAGCAGACCUGAGGCAUUCCGUGGUUUUAAUCCUUUAUUGCGGAGGUUGUGUGUGGUUGCUCGGUGCUUGGCGGUGGUGACGACUGACGAGGAGAGCUACGGCAUA
Messenger RNA from Neurospora tetraspora, 685 nucleotides. Its product is annotated as ribosomal protein L14b/L23e. Gene Ontology annotation, molecular function: large ribosomal subunit rRNA binding; structural constituent of ribosome. Bases 107 to 502 code for a protein of 131 amino acids. NCBI's taxonomy places the organism in Eukaryota, Fungi, Ascomycota, Sordariomycetes, Sordariales, Sordariaceae. Gene Ontology annotation, biological process: translation. Gene Ontology annotation, cellular component: ribosome; mitochondrial large ribosomal subunit. The record is from RefSeq and is a predicted model, not a curated record. The transcript is spliced from 3 exons.